UUUUUUUUCAACUUAUGACCGACUCCGACGCAAUAGUGAGUGAACCCAAACUUGCUGAAAAAGUAUCAUUGAAAGAAGGAUCGGCAGAAAAUGAUCUUGGGUUCGACCCAACAAAAAAGAAGAGAAAAAAGAAAACGGGCGUUACUGCAGCGACCAAUGCUUUGGCGUCAUUGAGUAUCAAUAGUUCUGAAGAUUCCAAAAAAGAUAAUGCUGAAGACGCUUCGUCUGCUCAGUUAAGUGAGGAGUCCAAGGUUCACAGUAGCAACUGGACGGAUUCAGAUCGCGAGUACGAAUACAAAGAGCUGCUUGUACGCAUUUGCGAAUUGAUAGUUGCAGAUAAAGGGUUGGAUGCGUUUAAGGGGAGGAAAAAAAGUAUUGAGCCACCUGAAGUGGGAAAGGUUGGCACCAAGCGGAUUGCUUGGGUCAAUUUUGUAAGCAACUGCAAGAGUAUCAAUCGAAAGCCAGAGCAUGUGCUAGAGUUCGUGUUGACUGAGCUGGGUGCGACGGGAUCUAUUGCAGGAGAUAACAAAUUGAUCAUUAAAGGACGAUUUCAAGGAAAGCAGCUUGAAACUGUGCUUCGUCGGUAUAUUGCGGAUUAUGUGGCGUGCCGAACAUGUCGGUCUGGAAACACAGAUUUGAAAAAAGAAAACCGCAUACUAUAUAAGGUCUGUAAGGACUGCGGAGCAAGCCCUUCUAUCUGUCUCGCGUGUGUAGGCUUCCGUGUUCAAACCAGACGUCGAAAAGCAUAG
Molecule: messenger RNA, 749 nt
Organism: Schistocerca gregaria
Lineage: Eukaryota; Metazoa; Arthropoda; Insecta; Orthoptera; Acrididae
Product: eukaryotic translation initiation factor 2 subunit 2-like
Exons: 3
Coding region: 15-749 (244 amino acids)
Biological process (GO): formation of cytoplasmic translation initiation complex; formation of translation preinitiation complex; translational initiation
Cellular component (GO): eukaryotic translation initiation factor 2 complex
Molecular function (GO): translation initiation factor binding; translation initiation factor activity; mRNA binding
Source: RefSeq, a predicted model, not a curated record